AUGUCCACGUCGCCAGGAGGCACUGUUGAGAGUUUUGAGACUUACACUCAGGGAGCUGAGCGAGAUGAACAGGGUUCAGGAGACCUUCCAACUUACAACGAUGUUGCAGCUCAAAGUGGUCCAAAUUCACGCUUUGGUCGCUGGAGAGGCUGGAUAGAAAAGAGAGCCGCAGAGCGUUAUGCAGACGUCACUGCCGAGGAAUUUCAGCGCAGGCGAGCUAGAGGCUGGAGUGAAGAUGGGUCUUCGCAAGCUGCUUGUCGCAGCUCAACACUGCAGCGCUUAACAAUAAAUGCAGAUCUUCCUCCUCCUCCGCAGGUACUUCGCGAUGAAUGCACAACCCCCGAACCAUCUCUGGAGCCUUCUCUGCACAUACCAGAGGAACAUCUGUCCCCAACUCAUCUCUCAAUCCAUCAUUUCGGAUCCCGUUUUUUACCACACUCAACUGCGCCUAUCAGAUGUAUUCUUCCUCUCCAGCAUGAUCGUCUCCUGCUCAUGGGCACCGAUGUCGGGCUGUCAGUCCUUAACAUGUUCCCUGCAAAGUGGGCUGAUGAGACAAGUCCUGAUGGGGUGACUGGCCUCAUCCAGAAGGGACCUGCUGACGCACAGGCCAAAGUAAUGUGGACAGGAGAGGCUGUUUACCAGUUGUCGCUGUUGGAGUACGAAGACGCCGGUGAAAGUGCCCCGCAGGGGGUCGUACUUGCUUUGGUCGGUCCUGAGCUCGAAGAUUCUCUAUCUCCUGGCGCGCAUCAAGAAUCCCCGCGCUUUCUCAGAAUGUAUAAACUCGCAAGUCUGACCAGCCUGGCGAGGUGGACCAUCGCGCAUCAAGACGCACAGCCAGUUGAUUUGCACAGGUUGUCAGACUGGCAUCCCCAAGAGACACCAGUGAAGAAGCACAGACCAGCAAAUAGUAUCACGAGAGGCUUACGAAAUCUCAUCACCGAGCCCCCCACUCGUAAGCGACGAUCCAGUUUCCUUCCAACAUCAAAUACAAAUCGCCAGUCGAUACCACCAAAAAGGGAAUCAUCUUGGGAUGUCGUUGACGAUUUACCAUUGCGCUGGGCUACUGAUUUUACGUCACUCUCGUCGACCGGGUCCAGAAUGUCGAAUACUAGCGUGGUUUCCUAUGCCCUCUGGCACGAAGGUAGCACGAGCUCCACUCGUCGUGCACUGCUAGCUGUGGCAACCAAGACCAACAUACUUUUAUACGAGACUCCGAGAGGGGAGAGGGCUUUUCAUUUCGUGAAGGAAUUUUACACUCCAUCCCCGCCACGCUCUCUUACCUUCGUUCAGCAAUGCGUACAAGAUACAUUUCGAUCCCUGUCUGAUGUCGGAUCUUCUCGAACGACUGUUGGGUAUAGUCACAACCGUGUAGCUUCCGCAGAUACCUCGAGCAACCCGCGUACACCCGUAGCUGCACCUGUGAACAUCGCAUAUGAAGCCCAAACAGCAAUUUUUGUGGUGUUCGACAAAAGGGCUGGAAUCAUACGAGUAGCUGAUUCAGCAGUCACGGAAGUGGAUAUGUUCGAAAUGAACACUGGAGGAUCUCUCCCAAGUCGUCGGUCUCGAGGUUCGGUCGAUUUCGCGGCUGGAAAAGAACACAAAGGCGCUUGGGUUCUACCCUCAAAAGCCGACAUCCCAAUCAUACAUAUUCCUCACCUUGGUGCCUCCUACAGCAGCGUUUUUGUCCUCACGCGUGGCAAAAUCACACACAUCGUUGCUGCCCCCCUUCCCGCAUGUAUCCAAGCCACGCCUCCUUUGUACACCAUAACCUGGGAUUUCCCGCCUUCGAGCGUGACUGUUCGAACGCAUCUGCCAGCGUCGGGCAGUCCACAAGAAGUCCCUGAACCUUUCUUACAGUUGAUUGGGAUGGGCGAUGAAGGCGUCGAGGCACACGAAGUGCCUCUAUCAUACCUUUCCGGGAAUUGUAAGGGUAAAGGCAAGGUACUUCCUGAGCCUCCCUUUGCGCAGAAUCCACUCGGCGAGGCUGGAUUCCUCACGGUUGGAGGACGUUGGCGUCGUUACAUCGGCGCGCCUCAGUUGGAGAGAAUGAAUUCCGCCAUGUCCACCAUGUCCACCAUGUCCACCAGCUCGUUUGAGACGGAGGAACUCUUAUCGCGCGCGAAAGCCGAGGAAGGUGUAUAUGGGUGGUGGCGGAAGGAGUGGCAGGACUGGCGAAUCUUCUGGUUAGGAAGUGACACCAGCAGUCCUGUGGAUGGCUGA
This is a messenger RNA of Suillus fuscotomentosus, 2220 nucleotides long. RefSeq lists its product as uncharacterized. Lineage: Eukaryota; Fungi; Basidiomycota; Agaricomycetes; Boletales; Suillaceae. The coding region runs from base 1 to 2220 and encodes 739 amino acids. The transcript is spliced from 8 exons. The record is from RefSeq and is a predicted model, not a curated record.